AAAACUGCUUGUUCUGAGACUCACAAAAAGCAUUAGAAUCCUCUCCAUGAAUUCCCAACAAGAGUGACCGUCCUCCCCCACCACCCCACCCCUGUAGCCAAACCUACACCCUACAGACUUCUCCACGGGAUGACCGAUCGUCAAGCAGUCUUAGUUUUACACGGGAGGAAACACACGGGGCACGGCCGCCGUACGGGAGUCAAAUUCCAACUCCGAGCUUAACGCGGCGAUCUGCAAACGGACCUCAGGAACGGGAGAGAAACUUCGUCGCGGAGGUUCACGGACACGUUUUUAGACUUAUUUUGCGUUUCGCGCAAGUAUUGUGAGGGCUGUGUUUUUUUUCAGGUUUCGGCAAUCUAUGAACUUUGAUUUGGAAUGAGAAUUCGUCAGUGGUUUAUUCUUCAAUGUGCUGAUCAACUUUGUGGAACAGCGUGUGAUGGAAAACGCAGGCAAGAUUGUGACCUGCUGACCGUGAGAGCGUCAAUCGAGGACCCAUCUGAGGGUUCCACCCCAACUACACCCCCAUGCUGGACGUGGCCAUGCCCGAGGACCCAAACGCUGCCACCAUGACAGUCCCCGCCGCCCCCGAGAGAGUUCUUGUGGAGAAGCCCGCUGGAAGCACCAACGACCCUUCCUCCCCCGUCGCCGCGGCGACGCCGUCCACAACCGUGCCGCUCGUCAACGAGAUCCAGCUGACCGCCGCCACCGGGGGGGCGGAGCUUUCCUGCUACCGGUGCACGGUGCCGUUCGGCGUGGUCAUCCUCAUCGCAGGCGUGGUGGUGACGUCAGUGGCCUACAGCUUCAACUCCCACGGUUCUACCAUCUCCUACUUCGGUCUGGUGCUCCUCUCCGCUGGGCUUGUUCUGCUGGCGGCUAGCGUGGUCUGCUGGAAGGCCAGGAUGGAGAGGAAGAAGGAGAGGCGGAGGGAGAGCCAGACCGCCCUGGUGGCUCACAGGAGAAUCCUCUUCGCCUGAGUGGGGGCAAAGAAAAGUUUGCAAAGUUCUGUUGAAACUUGGGGGGGGGAGGGG
Osmerus eperlanus (European smelt) is the source of this 1028-nucleotide messenger RNA. RefSeq names its product transmembrane protein 100a (gene tmem100a). NCBI's taxonomy places the organism in Eukaryota, Metazoa, Chordata, Actinopteri, Osmeriformes, Osmeridae. Bases 525 to 974 code for a protein of 149 amino acids. The record is from RefSeq and is a predicted model, not a curated record. The transcript is spliced from 2 exons. Gene Ontology annotation, biological process: cellular response to BMP stimulus. Gene Ontology annotation, cellular component: plasma membrane.